GUUUAACUUUGUUUUCUUGCGACAUGUCAGUGGUCUGAUUGUGAACUAAGGUUCUAGAGCGAAGUUGCGAGGUAACUUUGACAUGGGAAACGUGCGGCGUUCGUGUGUGUCAAGUUAAAGAAGGAAACAGAAAACAGAGAUGGGUCACACUGCUCUGCUCUCAGUAGCAGUAACUGUAGUUUUUCUGUGGAUUGCAGCUACUGAAACAAGUGCCAUGGAAGAUGAGAAACUCUUGUGUACAUGUGAGAAUGAAAAAGGCACGUGUGUGAACGGGACGUGCAGGGGAGAUUACUGUUUCUACAUGAGGGUGCACGGUCUGGAGGAGAGGGGCUGCUUCUCUGCACACAACUACAGGGAGCAGUGCUAUACCAGCUUUGAGCGCUUUUUUGUCUCCUGCUGCAAAGACAAAGCUCUGUGCAAUACCUACAUUACGCCACCUCCCAGUAUUGAUGGAGCCACCAGUCCCCCGGUACCAGCUCACCCAGAGGUGUGGAUUGCAAUUUCUUUUCUCCUCUUGAUUGUGGCAGUGUGUGUGUUCUGUGUGGUUUUGUUCCUUCGUUUCCGCCGUACUCAUUGUAAACUCAAGAACUCUGAUGAUCAUGAUGUCACUAUGCUGAAAAUGCCACAUGGUGAAGACCCAACAUAUGGGGAUCUUUUUGAUGAAUUCUGUACAUCAGGGAGUGGCACAGGGUUGCCAUAUCUAGUCCAAAGAACGAUGGCAAGACAGAUUUCUCUUGUGGAAUGUGUUGGUAAGGGCAGGUAUGGCGAGGUUUGGAGGGGCACAUGGAUGGGGGAGAGUGUAGCUGUGAAGAUCUUCUCAUCCCGAGAUGAGCAAUCCUGGUUCAGAGAGACUGAAAUCUAUAACACUGUGCAGCUGCGGCAUGACAAUAUACUUGGAUUUAUAGCCUCUGACAUGACAUCCAAGAACUCAAGCACACAGCUGUGGCUGGUCACGCACUUCCAUGAGCUGGGCUCCCUAUAUGACUUUCUUCAGUACAGCAGUCUGGAGCCGGAGAGCUGCCUGAAGAUGUGCCUGUCUGUGGCUUGUGGCCUGGUUCACCUCCACACUGAGAUCGUAAGCUCUCAAGAAAAACCAGCCAUCGCACACAGAGACCUGAAGAGCCGAAACAUCCUAGUCAAGAGGAAUGGACAGUGUUGUAUUGCUGAUCUGGGUUUAGCAGUGAUACACUCCCAGUCAAAUGACUACCUGGAUGUGGGCAACAACCCUCGUGUUGGCACUAAGCGUUACAUGGCUCCUGAGGUGUUGGAUGAGACCAUUCGAAUGGACGUCUUUGAGUCCUACAAACAAACUGACAUUUGGGCCCUGGGUCUAGUUUUCUGGGAAAUUAGCCGCAGGACUAUUGUCAAUGGGAUCGUUGAAGAGUAUCGACCUCCUUUUUUUGACUUGGUGCCAUCAGAUCCUAGUUUUGAAGAAAUGAAAAAGGUGGUGUGUGUAGACCAACAAAGACCCAGCUUGCACAACAGGCUGCACUCCCAUCCAAUCUUGGCAGCGAUUGUGAAGAUCAUGAAAGAGUGCUGGUUCCAAAGUCCGUCAGCCCGCCUCACAGCCUUAAGGAUCAGAAAAACCCUCUCCAAGCUAGACCACGAUGGUGACUACAGCAUUGAAAAACUCAAACAAGAAGUCUAAACCAAAUGGGGGAAAGUCUUAGUAAGGGCUGCAGGGUAUUUAAAUCCUUCAUUGCACAGUACUAGCUGUAUAUCAUUAACAUAUUUAGAGCUAAAUAUGACUAAUGUUGAUAUUAAAACCACAUGACUUUGAGGCAAGAGAGUCUAGACUGCCAACACCUGAGGUUAUAUUAUAAUAUGGCAGAUUUUUGGUUAUUCAAACAGUCAAAAACAAAAACAAAACAAAACAAAAGAAUUGCAUUUUAAAAUGUCUCAGCUGCUAAAUUUCUUAUAGCAGCAUACAUAUUUUUGAAUAUUGUGUUGUAAAUCUCAUGCAGUCAAAUUAUUUAUCAAAAAAUGUUUAGCACUGAAUGUACCUUUCUGAAUAUUAAAGUACUUACAUAUGAGAGGUUUGUUUAAUAUUAGAAAAUAGCAGGGCACAGUACAUAUUUGUCUAUGUACAUAUGAGUGUAUUUAAUCGUGAUGAGUGUAAAUAGGAUGCCUAAUGGUUCUAUUUUAUAAUCAGCAAAGGUGAUAUUUUAAGCAAAUGCCACUUUCACUUUUGUACUGAAAAAUAAUUUCACCAUUACACCAUUCACCAUUAUACUGUUGUUAGUACAAUAACAAACCACAGAAAGUAAAAUAAAUGGUUGAAAAAAAGUGUUUUUUAACUGCA
Molecule: messenger RNA, 2302 nt
Organism: Boleophthalmus pectinirostris (great blue-spotted mudskipper)
Lineage: Eukaryota; Metazoa; Chordata; Actinopteri; Gobiiformes; Gobiidae
Gene: acvrl1
Product: activin A receptor like type 1
Exons: 10
Coding region: 140-1648 (502 amino acids)
Biological process (GO): heart development; BMP signaling pathway; angiogenesis
Cellular component (GO): plasma membrane; BMP receptor complex
Molecular function (GO): ATP binding; SMAD binding; transforming growth factor beta receptor activity, type I
Source: RefSeq, a predicted model, not a curated record